AUGGCUUCCACUCAUUCCUUCCUCCUCUUCUCUAUUCUCCUUCAUCUUCAUUUUCACUCCUCAACUUCACAAAGUUGGGUCAAAGCUGGUUAUUGGUAUGCUGGCAGUGAAUCCCCCAUUCCUGACAUAAACUCUGCUUUGUUCACGCACCUUAUAUGCGCCUUCGCUAGCGUCAAUUCCUCAACUUACGAGAUUUCCAUAGCCAAAUCUGACCUGCAAUAUUUCUCCACCUUCACCAACAUCGUCAAGAGUAAAAACCCCUCGAUCGUCACUCUUUUCUCUGUAUGGAACGGACAGGCAGAAACUGCACAGGGUAUUCUGGGCAAGAAGGUGAACGAUUCGGUCCUUUCUUCGAUGCUCAGAACCGCUUCUUCAAGAAAAUCUUUCAUUCAGUCCUCCAUACAAACAGCUAGACGACAUGCGUUUCAGGGCAUUGACUUGUGCUGGCUUUGGCCUCAAGCAGAAUCGGAUAUGACCAACUUGGGAAUUCUGCUUCACGAAUGGCGACUUGCUGUGGAUUCUGAGAACAGAAGCUCUGGAGAAUCGUCGUUGAUAUUGAGUAUGGGUCUUCAUUACUUGCCCACUGUUUUUGGGAAUCUGAGUUAUCCCGUUGAUUCUUUGGUGAAGAAUCUGAACUGGGGUCAUAUUAUGGCUUAUGAUUAUCAUCUUCCUUCACUGGAAAAUUUCACGCAUCCUCAUGCUGCUCUGUAUGAUCCUAUAAGCCAUGUGAAUACUGAUUUUGGUAUAAGGAAAUGGCUGAGCAGAGGAUUUCCUUCUAAUAAACUGCUUCUGGGAUUGCCUUACCAUGGCUACGCUUGGGCAUUGGAUAGUCCCAAGGAAACCGCGAUUGGUUCUCCAUCAUCGGGUCUGGCUGUGACGCAAGAUGGGUCUAUGAGCUAUAAGUAUAUCAAGUGGUAUGUUCGGAGUUAUCGUGCUCCUACGUUGUAUAAUGCUACCUAUGUCGUGAAUUAUUGCACCAUUGGUUCUAUUUGGAUCAAUUUUGAUGAUGUUGAAGCUAUCAAAACUAAGGUUGCUUAUGCCAAGGAAAAGAAUCUGCUGGGUUACAAUGUAUUUCAGGUGAUAAAUGAUGAUAAUUGGGUACUUUCUAAGGCAGCUCAAGAUGAAGCAACUGAUCAUGGAAACAGACGGAGGCUAUUACUUAUUAUUUUACUUCCAGUUGCAAUCGUCAUAACAUUGGGAGUCUUUCUACUGUGCUGCUUAAGAAGCAAGUCAUUCAAAUCAAAAGUGAAGAUGGUGCUUGGCAAAAGUUUGCCGUCUGAACCAGAAGGUUCCAUCCGCCAUGCUGAGAGCAUUGAAACCAGUGCUCCACAUCUUGAAGAAUUUAGCUUUGCCGUCAUAGAGCGGCAACAAAAGAUUUUUCUGUAG
Neltuma alba is the source of this 1386-nucleotide messenger RNA. Its product is annotated as class V chitinase-like. Gene Ontology annotation, biological process: chitin catabolic process; carbohydrate metabolic process. The coding region runs from base 1 to 1386 and encodes 461 amino acids. The transcript is spliced from 3 exons. The record is from RefSeq and is a predicted model, not a curated record. Gene Ontology annotation, molecular function: chitinase activity; chitin binding. NCBI's taxonomy places the organism in Eukaryota, Viridiplantae, Streptophyta, Magnoliopsida, Fabales, Fabaceae. Gene Ontology annotation, cellular component: extracellular region.